Megalops cyprinoides (Indo-Pacific tarpon) is the source of this 1430-nucleotide messenger RNA. RefSeq names its product neurogenic differentiation factor 6-B-like. The transcript has 2 exons. The record is from RefSeq and is a predicted model, not a curated record. The coding region runs from base 130 to 1143 and encodes 337 amino acids. NCBI's taxonomy places the organism in Eukaryota, Metazoa, Chordata, Actinopteri, Elopiformes, Megalopidae. Gene Ontology annotation, molecular function: protein dimerization activity.
GAGAACGGGACGAAGAAAGAGAGAAGAUCGGAGAACCCCAGCGAAAUUUCCAUUGUGAGGAAAAAAAGGUUCUGGCGCUGUAACUGAUUUUGAACAUGAAAACUGCAUGUUGACGGAAAACCCAGGAGAAUGCUGACCUUACCCUUCGAAGAACCUGCAACGAUGGCCGAGCCCCAGUUUGCUGCUAACUUCCCCCGAGAAUGUGUCGCUGAAAACAAGGUCCGAAAACAAGAACGCAUCCGACAAAACCUCGAUCCAGGCUCCAACUUGGAGGGCAAAGAGCCACCAGAAGACAACUCUGAGAAGGAGGAAGACGAAAGGGACGACGACCAGGAUGAGAACGGCCAGCCUAAACGGAAAGGUGCCCGGAAAAAGAAGACCACAGGACGAUAUGACAGGGUGAAACUGAGGCGACAGGAAGCCAACGCGCGGGAGCGCAGCCGCAUGCACGGUCUUAACAACGCACUGGAGAGUCUCCGUAAAGUGGUGCCAUGUUAUUCCAAAACGCAGAAACUGUCCAAAAUCGAGACGCUGCGGCUGGCGAAGAACUACAUCUGGGCGCUGUCAGAAACUCUCAGCGCCGGCAAGAGGCCCGAUCUGCUAGCGUUCGUACAGACCUUAUGCAAAGGACUGUCACAGCCGACCACCAAUUUAGUGGCGGGGUGCUUGCAGCUCAACGCCAGAAAUUUCCUCACAGAUCACAACGGGGAGGCCUCGUUCUCUGGCAGGCCUCCGUAUGACGCCGUGUACCAUCCUUAUCCCGGCUCCGACACGGGCACGCCCACCGGGCACGGCGGUAGCACCGUGGACAGCGCCAAGCCCUUCAGACCGUACAACUACUGUGGCUCCUACGAGUCCUUUUACGAGAACCAUUCCCCCGAGUGCGCGAGCCCCCCGUUCGAAGGUCCUCUCAGUCCCCCCAUUAAUUUUAAUGGGAUAUUCUCUCUUAAACACGAGGACCCCGCUGAGUAUGGUAAGAGCUGCCACUACGGCAUGCGUUACUGCGCGGUGCCAGGCAGGGGCUCGCUCGGCCAGAACUCCAUGUUUAGCGUAUCCUCUGACAGCCAUUUCCCAUAUGACUUACAUGUGCGCAGCCAGUCCUACGCGAUGCAGGACGAAUUAAACGCGGCUUUUCAUAAUUAAUGAGAGAAAGUGAAAAGGUUGUCUCCCCUUCUGCCGGCUAAUUACCGAAAACAGAUUUCUCCGCUUGACACGGACAUGCAUUAUUUAGAAUGUGUAUCAUAUUUUUAUGUAGGAGUUUGGUUGCACUUGAAAUGGCAAUCGAUUUUAUUGCUUUGUUGUAUUUGAAAUGGGACGUUGCUCUCACCACUAUUACUCAAUUAGUCCUUAAAAGGGGGGAUGCACAACGCAGGGCCUUUAUUGUUUGGCAAUCAAUUAAAACAUUUCAGUUUGUAUAAAUACGAAUAUUG